Molecule: messenger RNA, 2085 nt
Organism: Oldenlandia corymbosa var. corymbosa
Lineage: Eukaryota; Viridiplantae; Streptophyta; Magnoliopsida; Gentianales; Rubiaceae
Source: the annotation of a GenBank genome assembly
AGACCGUACUGGACAUUCCCUUUUCCAAUUUCCUUCCCUUUUUCCCCCUUAAAAAAAAUAAAAAUAAAAUAAAAUACUAGUAGUAGUUAAAAUUCUUUUCUUUAUUGAUCAGUAUAAUUUCCAGAAUUUGAGAUAAAGCUGGAUUUUGGUUUCGCCGGGAGCACGAAACGCAAAAAAUGGAGAAGAAGCUAUCAUCAGUGGCGAAGACCCUAACAUCAUCUCCCAUUCAGCAGCUAUCCUUCCUGGCUGAACGGUGCAGCAAUGCCAUCAAUCUCGCCGAAGGCUUCCCGGACUUCCCUGCUCCUUCCCACGUUAAAAACGCCGCCGUUUCCGCCAUACAUUCCGACUUCAACCAGUACAGGCAUGUUCAGGGACUCUGCGACUGUGUUGCUACUCAAAUGAGAGAAGCUCAAGGCCUCGAAUUUGAUCCUUCCACGGAUAUUGCUAUAUGUUGUGGUCAGACGGAGGCUUUUGCAGCCUCAAUCUUCGCUAUAAUUGAUCAGGGUGAUGAAGUUAUACUGUUUGAUCCUUCGUUUGAGACAUACGAAACGUGUAUUAGAUUGGCUGGAGGAGUCCCUGUUUAUGUUUCCCUCGAUCCUCCUCACUGGAAGCUUGAUGCUGACAAACUCAACAAGGCAUUUACUGGCAGGACAAAAGCACUAGUGCUUAACAGCCCUCACAAUCCAACAGGGAAAGUUUUUAGCAAGAAUGAGCUUGAGAUAAUCGCAGGAGCUUGCACAACCUGGGAUAUUCUAGCCGUGACAGAUGAAGUUUAUGAGCAUGUGACUUUUGAGAAGGAAAAACACAUAUCACUUGCCUCAAUCCCAGGCAUGCAAAAGCGGACUAUUAUCACGUCAUCCUUGUCAAAAACUUUUAGCGUAACAGGCUGGAGAAUUGGAUGGGCAAUAGCCUCGGCAGGCAUUGCAUCAGCAAUCCGGAACAUCCAUGUAAAAAUUACAGAUUCUGCUCCUGCGCCUUUCCAGGAAGCAGCCUUGACUGCUUUGAGAAGUCCUCCUGAAUUCUUCAAAACAUUGAGAAAGGUUAGCUACUUGUCCAAGCCAGCUCACUUCUCCAUAUGUCCUGAAUAUAUACAUUGUUAAUCGGUUUAUUUUCUUUCUACUUUGGUCAGGAUUAUGAAUCAAAAAGAGACUUUGUUGUCGAGUUGCUAGCCAAGGUUGGCUUCCCCGUGCAUUUCAAACCAAUGGGUUCUUUUUUCGUGUUUGCAGAACUCCCCAGUAGCUGCACUUUAACUGAUGUUGGUACCUUUUGCCUUCUAGUUGCAUCAUAUUUUGAUUUUGAAGACAAUUUUUUAUCUAUCCAGUCUAUAAUAUUGAAAUAGGGCAGUAGUAACACAACCAUUAUAUCCCAAUUUUGCAUUAGAAAAAGUUACAAAGGGGAGAGCCCUACUUAAUACUUCCUGAGAAUCUACAUAUUGCGAUUGGCAAUGCAACGUGACCCGUUUAAUUCUCAGCAACUCAACUCAUCUUGCUGGAGUAGUACAAGGAUACUUAUACUAAGCAAAGUUGAUGCACAUGUUUGUUUUGGAUUUUGUAUGCCUAGAAACUCUCUCUGUUUACUUGCUUUCAACUUGCUACUAGGGCAGAUACUAUAUAACACUUCUCACGUUCAAAUGUUAUCAGGUUGAACUUGUCGAGGAAAUGAUAAGAAAAGCAGGAGUGGUAGCUGUACCUGGAUGUGGAUUUUUCCAUGGAAGUUCCUUAUCAUCGUCUGAACUUUGCUACAGAAAUCGAUACAUCCGGUUUGCAUUCUGCAAGAGUGAGGACACAUUGCGCGUUGCAGCGGAAAGGAUUUCUGGGCUCGUUGACGAAGAUGGCAAAUUGAAGCUUUUUUAGUUUUCAUUCACCAAAUUGUUAAUGAAUCCGGGUCAUUCUUGUUUAUUUACGGAUAGCCAAUUUUCCCGCAAAGCCUCUGUAGGAUCAAAAUUAGUGGGGCGACGGUGUAACACACAUGAUUCUGCUAUUAGAUAUAUUGAGGCUCCGACGCUAAUAAAACAUGUUAUUAGGGUACAUCUCCUGUCACUCAAACAGUCAAUGCACAAAACAAAAGUUUAGUGCGAUCCCAUGC